GUACCAUGCAUAGUCACGCCUUGUUCCUUGCUCUUUGCGUACAUGUGAUAAGUCUCAUGUAUACUGUGAUUAACUACAUGUACACUGUGCAUAUUGUGCCUGUUCAAGAAUUUGUUUUUCAGAAUAACUUUCAUCAAUUGUUAACAGACAGACACGUACCGGUACAUGUACAUUUACGGUAUGUGGACAGUAUAUGAACCAAAGAUCGUACGGUGCUGCGUACUUGCGCAAGAUGUAGAACUUCGCCUUGAAUACACAUAAAACGUUGUAGUCGCACGGGUGCCGUUUGGGUUAGACUACGCCUGCACAGUGCAUGUUAAUGCACCGGCACAGGUGCUGCGACAGGCACGCACACCUGGUAUGCCAGUGCCAAGCAUUAACGUUCACACUCGAAAGGCGCCUAUGGUGGUAACACCUUUUCGGCAGAGUUUUCCAUCUUACGCUGCAUAGGGGGGCUAUACUAUCUUUGGUGUGAAAUGGGAGCUUCGAUACAUGUACCGGUACAUGUUCAUCAUACAUGUAAGUCCGAUCCCUUAUACGCUUAAUCUGCCUUCGGAAUAGGAUUCAAUGUGAGAAAAGUUAGCAUCGUUGGAGUUGGUGAAGGAUUGAGGACAGUUAGGGUAAUGGCUGUAAGACAAACAAGGUGUCAGACUUAUGAGAUGGCAGACAUACAGUUCAUGUAUCCACGCAUGGACAGAAAUCAAAGUAAAUUUAAGUGUUGGACCUACAUGUACAUGUACCGGUACAUGUAUGUAUGAGGCAUCAAACCUCAAUGUAACGUACAUGUGUGGGGCCUUUAUUUGGUUGAAGAUGUGAUUUUGUCCAACUUAAUGGUACAUACAUGUACAUGUAUGUGGUGUUGGACUUACUGUUGGACUUGCACGUAAAUGUAUGUGCGACCUGACAUGUUUUAACAUAGGGGGCGCUGUAAUUCAGCUGUCAGGUGAUCAGUGAACAUCUGGUGGCCGGCGCACUGCCGGUGGUGGUUGUGAGCUUUAAUACACGGAUCUGUUUCAACUCUUUCAUCAUUCUAAAUGAGACUUGUGCUUGGUGAUUAUGUACCGGUCGUAUACCGGUACACUGUUGGUCUGCAUCGCUGAUCGAAAAAAUGACGACCCUUCAGUACAGUAUUAUUGUGAUGCUGUGCAAACCCCAGACAUGCAGCCAACCUUUUUAGCUGCUCGUGGAACACCCCGGCUAGCCUGAAUACCUUCGGACCCACUUCCAGGCCUGUGCACAUGCUGGACAGAGACGAGGAGAGUUCCUAGAGUUGAACCUCGAAAUUUUCAGCUUGAUAUGUAAUUACUGCCCUUAGUGAUCCUACUGUGUGGCCCAUCCUUUUUGUGUGAUACUCUCAACUUUCUAUCACAGUCGCAUCUCUUUGUCGUUUGUUUCGCCGCCUUCAUCAUUUCAUCCAGAUUGGGAUACUUUGUGGUUUACCCUCUUUCAUCUCUCUUGUGUGUGAAAUUUCCCCCUUGCCUUCUGCACACCGCGCCCACGAAUCCCUUCCCCACACACUCACACGCCCACCAUGACAACAUUUGCCGUGCCCAAAGUGACACUAGACUUGCCCCAGUCUUUUGGGCACAUCCGUUCCAGCAGUGACUCCAACCUUCUUGAGAGGCGGAACUGUUUUGAGGACAAAGACUAUGGGGACGACUUACCCGAUGAACUGUAUGGACACCGACCCGAUACCGAGGGAGGGGUGCUGGAGCCGGAGAAGACAGAGAGCGACCAAGACACAGACUCAGAUUUGCAAGACCUUGCCGGAGAGUUCCGAUCACGGCUUAACAGCAAAGGCCACCAUGCAUCCAUCACUGACAGACUACACGAAGAACUCACUAAGGCAAAAGAGGCCUUGGAACUGAAGGAUGAGCAGGUCUCCCAGCUGACUAGGGUACGAGAGGAGAUGGACCAGGAGAUCACCGAACUCACUGCCAGACUGUUUGAGGAGGCACACAUAAUGGUAAAUGAGUCCAAUGUGAAGAGGGCUAAAGCCGAGAAGAAACUGAAAGAGGCAACAGGGAAGAUCGAUGUUCUCCAGGCCGAGGUCCAAGCCCUCAAGAUGCUGGUCUUGACGUCCACGCCCAGUAAGCCCAGCCCUCAGACGACCAGCCCCAAGAAGCGGGGCCUUCUUCCCAAGCGCUCCAAGAGCUCCCUCUCACCCAACGUCCUCAGUCACCACCGGAACCACAGCCUUCAAGGACCCAUCUCCAUGGAGCUCACAGCUCCGACAACCGGGAGGGGACAAGCCGCACCCCCAGAGCCAGAGAGCCCAAAGAGAGGAGAGGCGGACCCUGUUCUCCUACGUGAGUUCCAGGCCUGGAAGGAGCAUCCCACCUUCCAGCGGGAGGAUCCGUUCAUGGCCCGCAUCGUCACCGAGGACGUCUUCCCUUGCCUCAACUUCCCCAACCGGCAGUUGUCCGAGACACUGCAGGCGUGCGUGGAGAGCUUCAGCCUCUGCAUAGAGCCCCUGCCGGACAAGGGCUCACUGCCCAGGCGAUGUGCCUUGACAGACCAGCAGCGUGCCUGUCACUAUCGCAUCAAGUUGGGCGAUACUGAUGACUGGACCAACAUCUGUACCGCAGCCAGGAACAGGAUCACGGCCGUGUGUGAUUUCUACACAUACCUGGGCUACAUCAAGCAGGGACUAGUGAAAAGUGACUUGCAAGAGAUCUAUUGGGAGAUGAUCAGACUACGCACACAGAUGUCUCUGACCAAGUUGGGAUUGCAGUAAUGCACCAGUUCAACUCGGUAGUGUAUUGUGAGUAGGCUGCUAGGAUCAGUUGAAAGUAAUCCUAAAUGCAGCUAAUGAGCUGGACAGAUAAUAUGUUCAUAUGAGCGUGUCCAGCUGAAGCCAGUGUGAAAUUCCAAUACUACUGCCUUUCAAUAAGUGCAGCAUUUUUAUCCAUUCCAGUAACCUCAAAGCUCACUCGUGGGUGAGCGUCUAAACUUCAAGUGAAGCCACUCCUCAGGUCUUCGCCUUGGUUGCCAGUGUUUUUGUAGAGUCUCUAAAGAGAAAGUUACUGUGCUCAAAGUGCAGUGCCCUUAAAAAGCAUGAUAGAGACGACCAAAAGGUGUGUAUAAGCUUGCAAAGUGAAUAUGAAUAUGAGGUAGAUAUGUUUGAAUUAAACCGUGCUCAGUCCCUCUCUGCAACGUUGACAACUUUUCGGCGUUGUUGCCUCUUGUCAAAAUUUUGCCAUCAGUACAUUCAGAUUUACAUGUAGUAGAUGUCAGGAGUUUCUCGUCAACAAAGCACUUACGUUAGAGUAGUGACUUCCUCAAGCUUUCGAGUUCUGGUCAUGUAUUUUAUACAAAACAUUUGCAAUAACAUUCAUGUACAAUGAAGGGCUGCUUUGGGAGAAAGGGUUGCCUUAUAUCCAGUAUUUUGUCAUGUUUAAGCAUCUCAGCAUUUAUUUUAUAAAGAAGAUAUUACUUGAAAUUGCUGGAUUUAAAAUGUAUACGAAAAGAUUUAUAUGCCUCUGUAUACCUAUUUGAUUUGUGACAUACAUUGAAUUUUUUAUGAAAUUCUUGUAAUAUAUUUAAACAAGUAUUUUGUCUUUAUAGUGAGGCAAUUGUGCACUGCUAGCUUUGUCAUAAACAGCCAGUUUAAUCUCUGUAACUUAAUUUCAAAUCACAAUCGUCAUCAACUCACAAAUGAAAGAAGAGCUCACUUUGCUCAGAUUUUGAGUCACCAGAUUUCUUCUUUAACCACUCGGUGCCGGGAUUCCUGGUACCAGAGACAAAGCAGCUGCACCUUGUAAGACCGUACUUUGAACAAAAGACCAAGCUGCUGGGAAUUGCCAAAUCUUCAGUACGGAUUGCUGGCAGUUUCGGAUGAAAUCUGUCAUUAUUUUGGAAUAGUAUGCCACUGUUAACGGUAUCCCGCACCCGCGGAUCAUCAGCGGGGACAAAAGUGCUCCAGCACUCCAGCAAUGAGCGAUACAGUACCGCUCCACACUAAUAUGGCCACACUGGAAAAGACACGACUUCAAUUAAGCAACACAAUGGGCCAGUUUCGGGAAUAAAGGAAAUUACGCAACACUGCGCAAUCUGGGCUCUCUAUACUGGGCGGCAGGCCUGGCUGCAGUACUCGGGUGGCAAUGGAGAUGGCCAGUUAGAUUAGAGUAGCCACCAGACAGUCAUUUGUGUGGGUGUAAAAGUCCAGUAAAUGAAGUAAUGAAUUUUUGAAGAAUUUUGAAAAUGGAAAAUCUUCAAAAUCACCCGGGAACUCGUCCUGCGUAUGCAAAUUCCAACCCCUGCAGGAAGUGGUUAAUGUGUUGUCACAGUAUCAGGUAUCAAACACAAUUAAUGAAUCUAAAUGGCUUUAUCAAAACUUACCAAACACAUUUUGGAUAACAGUAACUAAACCUAUUUUUCCCUAAGAUGUUCUCUAAUUAAUGAAUUUAUAUUUAUGGUUGGCAUAGCUAUGAUAAAACACAGUACAUUUUACUUAUGCAUGAAUUGUUUAUACAUUGCGUAGACACUAGACAGAAAGUAUUUACUAUUAAAAUAUCUUGAUAUUUAGAUACACAUGUAGUUCAUGUAGAUUUUGUAUUCUCUUUGAGACAAGAAAGCUGCCAAGUUUCAAUCAUUUCCUUCUGUGUCAUUCAAGGUACCAAUGUAUUGUUUUUGUUAAGCCUAUAAACACAGAUUUUCAGAAAAUUUUGAAGGGUUAAGGAAGAGCAAGGCACUGCCAUGAAUGCUUCACUUGAGACUUGACCUGUUUGAAAGUUGAAGGAAUGUGUCACUUGGCAUGAAUGCGAAUUUGUGACGUCAGGUCAAACAUUUUCGUGCUGUAAAUUUGCAAAGGUUAAACACAAUUCAACUCCAGCGAAUUCUGCAGCAAAUGUUUCAUGACAACAAAUUGGCUUUGCUUUGGCAGUAGCCUGAAGUAUGAAGUGGCCUUUACAGUUGAGGAUUUUUGAGAAUGCAGGACUUUUGAGUGCCGUAUCAGUUAUGGUUAACAAGUGACUUGGCCAGCAAUGCCAUUUGGCUACUGCGUAUGCUGUAACGUGUAGGCUUCAUUUUCAAGCUGGGGUACAGGGCUCCACUGUGGUGAGUUUGAACUGUACCAAAGUGUAAUGAUUAAUGCUCGAAGGAAAAUUUGUCUUGUUUCAUUAAAACUGCUGCUGUUGGACACCUCAAAACUUAUUUUCCCCACUGCUCCAGGCAUGGAAUGCUGAUUUGUAUCAAACCUUUCAGCUUGUCAGUGUUACAGCCCUGAAAAUUUCCGAAGCACCCACACCAAGAGGAGGGAUAAAUACCUGCGUUUUCUUACUGAGUUACCUCAGGGUAAACAUAUGGGACCAUUGAAUUCACCUCAACCGUCAGAUUCCCUGGGUGUUUCUUGUAUGAAAUAUUUAAGUAGUGUGAGAUUUACAGGCAUAACUUAGUACAGCACAGUGAUUGACAAAAUGUGUUCCUGUGUCUGCUGGACACCAUAAGAGCUUUGUGGACAGUGUCAUUGUUGGGGAUCUGUGAUUACAGACGGAAAGAAAUGUACUAGUGAGUGAAAAUGCAGCAUGCUUUUAGAGAAGUCUGGCGUGAACAAUGGUGCAUUCUGUGAAAGUGAAUGGGUAGAGUACUGUUUGACAAAAUUGCUAGAGACCAAACUUAAAUGUCAAGUUGUUAGUGUUUCUUCCUUUCCCUACCCCCGUUUGAGUAUUGUUUAUUCGCUUCCUUGCUCUGAGACCUUUUUACAUGCAGUUAAAUGCCUUUGACGGGCACAAAGAUGUUGUUUAUAAAUUUGUUUACAACUGUUGUUCAAUAGUUACAGCAAUUUUUAAGAAUUUAAUGCAAGCAUUAUUUGCCACAUUGGCAAGUUUAAGAUUGCCUAUGCCCAAUCAGAUGCCAAGCUCUUGUGACUGAGAAGUAAUUGAUUGUUGAUUGUCAUGUUGAAAGUCAGCAUUAAUUUGUAUUUUAAUUUAGAAAUUUUAGUGAAUUUUUUCAUCGUAAGUGUACAGGAGAGGCUUUGGAAGAAAUGUGUACACGUACACGAAUUUUUAAGGGAAACUCAUCUUCAAUUUGCAUCAGAGGUCAACUUUGCACCUAGAUGAUAAAGAUAGUGCCUCCCUUUCAGCACUUGAGUUGGUCAACUGCAAAUUUCUUGUUCAUUCAACCACUAUUUGAUAUUCAAUAAAUUGAAGUAGCUUUUACAGUAUUGCCAGUUUUAUAAAAUUCACUUUGUACUCAGUAAAGAAUGGAUAUUUUGUAAUAUUGUUUAAAAGGCGAUACAGUUAUCUUUUUCUGGUUCUGAACUUGCGUGAGCAUGAAAAACCACACCAGGACUUCUGGCUCCCAAGUAUUACAUGAAAAUAGUGUUGUCUUCGGUCUUUAUGUUGUAAGUCCAGCACUAGGUUACUUGAAAUAGUUGAUAUUAUAAUUUUUAGGUGCGUCAGACAUUUUACUCUGACACAGUAAUGGUUUGUGAGCAGAGGAACAGAUUCUGUCUGAAAGUGUCAUCUGAUAAAGAGUGUAAUGUGAAUGAAUGGCAAACUGAAUAAUCUAUCCUCAUGCUGUAAGUCUACAGUUGCCUUUAAUAUCUUGGCGAGCAAACUUAGUGUUUAAUACACAGCUACUCACACUUCAAAACGCAAAGCCCCAUGGCACUCCCAGUACUAAUGAAGAUGCCAGGGCGUCUCCAGAUUUAAGACUUGCAAAACUAGUUUUAUACAAAAUAGUGUUACCAAAUUAUCUAUGUUAUUUGCUAAUGAAAUAUAUUUUAGAGCUAGAGUACAUGUAAAGAACAGAACAGAGUUACUAUUAUGUGAAGUAUUUGGGCCUCUCAUACAGUACGCUAUAUUUUGAUAGUUUGUAAGUAUUUUAAUUAUGUUUUAACUGAAGAGUUCGGAGUACAAAAAAAUGAAAUGUGUAUCAAAUUUAUGCAGUGGAGAAGAGAAAGAAGAAAACAUUGGCUGGUUGGGACUCUAUUUUUAAAUCAAAGGUCGCAUUGGAUGCAUACAAAUGUUAUGUUUCCUUACCCAGGUAUUGCAUGUCACUGUUCUGAUAGAAAUGAGACACCUGCUGUAACUUGUUCGUUAUAAGUGUCAUUCUUUCGGUUGCUACAUGGUGGCCCUAUCCCCCCUCUUUCCAAAAAAAAAAACCAGUCUUUAAUUUCAUUAAUGAAAUGAAGUUUUAAUGGUUUUGCAAACUUAAGCUGAGAGAAAAGAUGGGGGAAAAAGCUUUAAAUUGAUGUGUGUUAUCAACGCCUUAGAAACGUGUGAGUAUUUUUCCUGUUUUUCUCAAGUGGCAUUAGUUAUCAUUGUAGUCCACAUGACAGCUUAUUCAUUGCCGUCUGCAGCCAAAGGCAUCUUCCUCCGUGACCCAACGAGCCUAAUAAUACAUGUAGUGGGUUUGAAAGUUAGGCGCCUGUCAAAAGAGGGCGCUCUUCAUGUCUUAUUGAAGAGUCUUUCCUGGUGCAGCAAUUUACAUGUAUUUCAUACCUCGUGGUUUUGAAAGAGUACUGGUAUUUGUAUGGAAUUAGAUGUGAAGCGCUGUUGAGUAAAGCAGCCUUCAAGAUUUUAAUCGAAUAUCUUUUCAUUGUUUUUAAUUUUUAGUCGGUUACUUUUUAAUCUGUGAUUUGAGUUUUUAGUGUUUUUUCUUUCUACCACCUGUAACGUUAAUGCUUCGCUGUUACUUUGAAAAUCAGUUUUCAAGAAAGCAUUGCAAGAAAAACAUGAUGUCAUGAUUGUAACAAUUUGAUGCACUUCGAUCUUAGUUUUAUUCCCACUUAUUUCCUCGCGCUUUUUAUUCAACAACUCCGAUGUAUUGACAGACGCGGGAUUUAUUUAUGCAUUUGUGGAUAUUAAACCAAACACUAAAAAGGA
Molecule: messenger RNA, 7829 nt
Organism: Acanthaster planci (crown-of-thorns starfish)
Lineage: Eukaryota; Metazoa; Echinodermata; Asteroidea; Valvatida; Acanthasteridae
Product: guanine nucleotide exchange factor for Rab-3A-like
Biological process (GO): exocytosis
Cellular component (GO): Golgi to plasma membrane transport vesicle
Molecular function (GO): guanyl-nucleotide exchange factor activity
Source: RefSeq, a predicted model, not a curated record